This is a messenger RNA of Mercenaria mercenaria, 969 nucleotides long. Its product is annotated as myb-like protein V. NCBI's taxonomy places the organism in Eukaryota, Metazoa, Mollusca, Bivalvia, Venerida, Veneridae. The annotation marks the transcript as partial. The transcript is spliced from 3 exons. The record is from RefSeq and is a predicted model, not a curated record.
ACAUGGAUAGUGAAGAAAAUACUGAGCCCAACUUGAGUUCAAUUGGUAAGGAUGAGACGGUAUCAAAUGAGAACAUAGAAGAACCUUCAAACGUCACUGUGACAGAACCAGCACCUUCAGUGGUCAGUGACAUGUUGGAUGCAGGGUUAGUUAAAACAUCAGAACAGUUCAAAUUUAACUUUCAAAUUGGUAAAAAUUCUAAGAAAAUGUCAGAAGAAGAAAUUUCAAAAAUAUCUGAAAUGGUUGCAGGAUUAGCGAAGUAUAAUGACUGCGAGGAGGAAUUUCCUGACUCUAAUUUAAAGAUUCCCUCAAAGCAGAAGAAAGGGAAAUCACCACGUAAAUCACAAGGAAUUCAAGAGUCUAGCUCAUUAAGUCAAUUUAUAGAUUCAAAACUUGCCAGUCUGCAUCCUAGUGAUGGAGGAGACAAAGAUGAUAGGUCUCAGGCUAAAGAUGAUAAAAAGCCUCACAAGACUGGAGUGCAUGUUGCUAGUGUGUCAGCUGAGAAACAGUUGCAGUUUGAAUCAAUGUUAAAGGAAGAUCUCGUAUCAGCCACUGUUGGUGUAGAGGAACUAGAUAUCUCUACUGGUGCCCGGCCUAAAGUGAAAGUUCAAACUGAAACAAUUGAUACACAACAGACUGAGAGUGCUGGUAAUCAGCAAAAACAAAAAGAGGAACAGAUAAAAGGAAGUCCAAAAAAGAAAGGUGAAAAGAAAUCACCAAAGAAAAAAGGGAAUCAAGGUCAAAGUCAGAUUUCUAUGGGGAAAAGAUCUCCACAGAGGCGGAUUGAAGUAAUAGAUCAGAUGAAAAUAUGGUCAGAGAUGGAUCAGACGGAAAGACCAGACCUGGAGAUGGGGUUAUUUGACUCGGGCUUAGGUGGUUCUAUAUCAGGUCCUGAAUCCUAUCAAUCGGAUCUUUCUAUUGGCGUCACCGUAUCAGAUUUAACCAGCGAACAUUUACAUAACAUACCAG